This is a messenger RNA of Desarmillaria tabescens, 321 nucleotides long. RefSeq lists its product as uncharacterized. The annotation marks the transcript as partial. The transcript has a single exon. The record is from RefSeq and is a predicted model, not a curated record. NCBI's taxonomy places the organism in Eukaryota, Fungi, Basidiomycota, Agaricomycetes, Agaricales, Physalacriaceae.
GAGGUCAAGUAUGUGGGAGAGCAUCUUCAGUGUCAUGUGCAUAAGCCGGUUUGUUACAAAUACAAUCAUAGCACUUGUCAUUUUCAAUUUCCUCAUGACUACAUUUCCAUCUCUUUCUAUGAUCCCGAAUCGAAGUCAAUUGUUCCGGCAUGUCACGAUGUUUGGGUCAACUAUCAUAAUAGGUUGAUUCUUGUGUUUGGUCGCUUCAAUCAUGAUUUGAGGUUUGUAUUGUCAGGAAAGUCAUGUAAAUCCGCCAUGUUUUAUAUCACAGAUUAUAUAACAAAAAUGAGCGUUAAAAUGUACGAGCUGUUGACUUUAUUA